AUGAGAGUCACAACCUGGUUUUCCCUCCUCCUUACCACAGCCCUCGCAGCUCCCCAGAGUGACUCCCAAGCUCUAUCCAGCGACCUUGCCAACUGGUCCUCCCUCGGAAAUGCCUUACAAUCCCUAAACUUCAACUUCACCCUGCCCACCAAAACCGCCAACCUUGACAACAUCUCCCCACCCCCUCGCUCCCUCAUCCCAGAGGUCAUCACCGCACUACCCCCCUCGGUACUAAUGGAACUCGUCAUCCCGUCUCAGCGCAGCGCUCUCGCCAGCCAGUUCAAGGCCGGAAGUACACCCGCCUGGUACGCCAGUCUUCCCAGCGAUGUCCAGAGUUACCUGUCCGUGGUGAAGAGCCAGAUCUCCGAGGGCGCGUUGACGGCUACCACAGGCCUGGCAUAUCAGACUGCGGCUACUGCGUCUGCUACGGGGACAGCGACGGAGACGGGCGCGUCUGCGGGGGGAGCAACGUCUACGUCGAAAGGGAUGGCUGCUGCGGCGAGGCCGACUGGCGUGUUGAUGGCGGGGGGAGUCGGUAUGGGCGUUUUGGGGCUGGCGUUGGUGCUGUGA
Messenger RNA from Aspergillus lentulus, 570 nucleotides. RefSeq lists its product as uncharacterized. The record is from RefSeq and is a predicted model, not a curated record. Lineage: Eukaryota; Fungi; Ascomycota; Eurotiomycetes; Eurotiales; Aspergillaceae.